Rhagoletis pomonella (apple maggot) is the source of this 1112-nucleotide messenger RNA. RefSeq names its product SPRY domain-containing SOCS box protein 3-like. Gene Ontology annotation, molecular function: protein binding. The record is from RefSeq and is a predicted model, not a curated record. Bases 14 to 925 code for a protein of 303 amino acids. The transcript is spliced from 3 exons. NCBI's taxonomy places the organism in Eukaryota, Metazoa, Arthropoda, Insecta, Diptera, Tephritidae. Gene Ontology annotation, biological process: proteasome-mediated ubiquitin-dependent protein catabolic process. Gene Ontology annotation, cellular component: SCF ubiquitin ligase complex.
UUACAAUUGUAAAAUGAUGGCUUCGGAUGACGACAAUAAUUCAUUGAACUCAUCACCAAAACGUGUCGCCCCGCUUGCCGAGCUGCAAGCUGCAGCAUCUGCUACCACGAGCGCGACCUCGACCUCCAGCACAAACGCAACAAUUGGUACCGCAAACGCGGCCAUUGGAAGCCCCUCUACCCAAAUGGGUCGGCGAAAGAAAGUCAUGCCGCUAGAGCAUGGAUGUGAAGACAAUUGGACAUGGAGUAAACGGCAUCGUUCCAAGGAGAUAGUAUUAAGUGGGGCCAACAAUCGCACCGUUCAUUUCCAUCCGAAUUGGAGCAAGGGUACGGCCGGGGUACAGGGCAAGCGACCUCUUAACAAUGGUCGUUUCUAUUGGGAACUGCAUGUGUCACAGCGGGUUUUCGGCACUAGCAUUAUGUUCGGUAUUGGAACAAAACAAGCGCGUCUUCACGCCAACUCAUUUCGUAAUAUGUUGGGUGAGAACGAACAUGGCUGGGGUCUAUCGCACAAAGGAGUACUGUGGCACAAAGGUGUUGCGCUGCUUUACACCAAACGCUUCAAAGAAAAUCAUCCCACAGUUAUUGGUAUACUCUUCGAUGGGAUCGAAGGUACGCUCACCUAUUACAAAGAUGGCAAAUGCUUGGGCGUCGCGUUUCGAGGUUUAGAUAAGAUCAAGGAACCGCUUUAUCCGAUUGUCUGUUCUACAGCUGCGAAAACCGAAAUGACUCUGAAAUGUACUCGACGCGAUUUUGUGAAUCUACAAGAUCGUUGCCGUGCCGAAAUUAUCAAGCAUGUCAAGACGAGCGAGGAUUUGGUGAAACUAAAGUUGCCGCCACUGAUAACGCAAUAUCUGAGUGAGGUGGUGAACGAUGUGGCACCUCUGCGACAGGUGGAUAAUUAUGACAUACUAUGUGACUUUUAGAAGGUAGCGUUUGGGUCUGGGAAAGUGGUUACUUAGUUGGUGCAGGCCCGGUUGAUUGGUUACUAACCAAUGAUGUUUUUGUUUGUGUUCGCCUUUUUUCGGUAAAACAAAAAUAUAGUUCAUUUGUCAUUAUACAUAAAUAAUAGCAAUGCAUAGAAUAUUACUUAGAAAUAGUAUAUGUAUAUGU